Besnoitia besnoiti is the source of this 1752-nucleotide messenger RNA. RefSeq names its product HIT zinc finger protein. The record is from RefSeq and is a predicted model, not a curated record. NCBI's taxonomy places the organism in Eukaryota, Apicomplexa, Conoidasida, Eucoccidiorida, Sarcocystidae. The coding region runs from base 1 to 1752 and encodes 583 amino acids. The transcript has 10 exons.
AUGGAGGACGCCCCGUGUAUUGGCAUCUCCGCUGCCUCCGGAAGGAGCGCAGCAUCCACGUGCCCAGUGUGCCAUCAGGCGGUCUCCAAGUACACGUGCCCAAAGUGCCGCACGCUCUAUUGCUCCUCGGAUUGCUACAACCGUCACAACGACGGGCGGUGCGUGAGGCAGUUCCAAGAGGAGCAGGUCUUGGAGGCAGUCAAGGCAGCGAGAGUUACAGCGAUUGAUAAGCGCAACUUUGAGCAGAAACUCUCUCGCAUUCGCGCCCACGAACGAGCGGCUGAAGACGAGGACGACGAUGAGGGCGACGCGCCGCGUGAGAGAGGCCCUCGCGGGGGGCGAGCCUCAGAGGGAGAGAGACGGCGAGAGGAGGAAGCGGAAGGAGACGAAUCCGGCCUCCUCAAUGGCAUGGACGACGAGAGGCACGCGCAGCUGAUGGAGCUGGCGCACUCGGGCCUGCUGGACGAGGACGCUCUGACUGAGGAGGAACGGCGAGCGUUCCAUCACGCCGUGGGGACUGGCGCCCUAGCUCAGUAUCUCGAGCCGUGGGAGCCGUGGUGGCAAAAGGCCGAGCUCCAUCCUCCGGUCGCGCCGCCUCCGCACUGUUGCUGCGCGCCUGAGAGGAAAGUCCACUUCGCGGUGUUCAACACUCUCCUCCAGCUCAUGUACGCGUACGCGCACUGUAUGAGGAGCUACAACGGCGAUGUCGAGGAGGUGGAGCUACAAGAGGCCUGCCAGCAUAUUCUAGCCGUCGCCCAGGCCUUGGGUGCCUCCCAGCCCCCGCCCACCCCUCUGGAGAGCCUGGACGUCGCCAUUACUGCCACUUCGUCGCACGCGGUGCAGUGCAAAGACCCCGAGUUCAACGCGCUUUGCCUGCAAGAUCUGAAGGGCCUCUUCAGCUGCCGCGAGCACGCCUUCCACGCGAUUGAAGAGACUCUCAGGAUGCUUCACGGCCUUCUCGAGAUGGUCGCUGAAGUGCAGGAGGAGGAGAAAGCUGAAGACGAGGCGCGGCUGGCAGCCAAGCUUGAGGGGAAGGAACGCGGAAAAAGAGAAGAGGAGCGAGAAGCGUUCAGGCGCGCGGUGAAGGAGAGGCGUCAGCAUCUGAAGACUCUGAGCCGCAACCUACAGAUGAGCGAGCGUAAAGUUCUUUUCCUCGGUUCGUUUCUGUGGCAUCACUGGGCGGAGGUUUCCGCGCUGGUGCCUGCCGCCAUGGUUCACGUCAAGGCUAAGGAGGAGCAGCUGCAGGCUGUCCUCAAGGAGAUUCAGACGAUAAAGGCGAGCAGAGCUGCGGCGGCGCGCGCGUACGCCAUGUCUCGUCGCUGCGACGACAUUGGCGCAGUUCCGCUGUCCUCUCUGUCUCCACACCCCAAGAGCAGCGCGCAGACCCUCUCUAGCCAGCAAGGAGUCUCAGGGUCCACGGACAGCGGAGCCCGCGCUCCGGCUAGCCAGCCGCCAAGGGCGCGUGGCACGCCCGGCCGUGGCGAGGACAGCGGAGCAGCUGCGGCUCGCGACUCCGACUCGGACGGAGGCAGAAAUUUUAACUCUUCCGCAUCUGCUGCUGCUGUCCCUGCGCCCGUAACUGCCCUAGCACCGCUUGCUACGAGUUCCACUCUGCGUGACAAAAAAGACGAACCUUCGGGAGUGCUUGAGGCGCUUCUCAUCGCGGACGUGGCUGGGAAGGGGGGCGCCAGCAAGCGACAGCACGCGGGGGGUCACCCGGCUGCUGCUGUGUGGUUGCCGCUUCGUGAUUGA